AUGUGUAGUAUAGAGAACGCGUGCUUAAGUUUUAGGCUAAAUAUGUUACACUUCUAUUCUAGUACCUCUUUAGCCCUAGAUAUCUGUAUACCUCUCUUACCUAGAAGGCCUAUUUUCUACCUAAACGCGCGCUCUAGUAAACGCUACAGUUGCACGAAAAUAGUAGAGACGCCUCUAAGCAGCUCUACGACUACUACCUCUAUAGUAACUAAUACGCUACCGUUUAUAGGCUGUUAUAGCAGGCUAUUCUUAGACGCACGCGAGCGACCUUUUAGGUUUUUAGGGUUAGGGUUAGGGUUAGGGUUAGGGUUAGGGUUAGGGUUAGGGUUAGGGUUAGGGUUAGGGUUAGGGUUAGGGUUAGGGUUAGG
This is a messenger RNA of Trematosphaeria pertusa, 368 nucleotides long. RefSeq lists its product as uncharacterized. NCBI's taxonomy places the organism in Eukaryota, Fungi, Ascomycota, Dothideomycetes, Pleosporales, Trematosphaeriaceae. The annotation marks the transcript as partial. The record is from RefSeq and is a predicted model, not a curated record. The transcript has 8 exons.